Messenger RNA from Gossypium raimondii (Peruvian cotton), 1217 nucleotides. Its product is annotated as derlin-1. Lineage: Eukaryota; Viridiplantae; Streptophyta; Magnoliopsida; Malvales; Malvaceae. The transcript has 7 exons. Gene Ontology annotation, biological process: endoplasmic reticulum unfolded protein response. Bases 107 to 871 code for a protein of 254 amino acids. Gene Ontology annotation, molecular function: misfolded protein binding; ubiquitin-specific protease binding. The record is from RefSeq and is a predicted model, not a curated record. Gene Ontology annotation, cellular component: Hrd1p ubiquitin ligase ERAD-L complex; endoplasmic reticulum membrane.
UUUCACCUUCGUAAAUUUUUUUGCGGGUCACCUUCGUAUAAUUAAAAAGUACUGAAAGGAGAUAAUUUUGGAGAAGGUCGUCGAAUCAAAGCUUUAAUUUGAUAAAAUGUCGUCUCCAGCAGAAUUCUACAAAUCUCUGCCACCGAUCACCAAAGCUUAUGGGACUAUAUGUUUAAUGACGACUGUAGCUUCGCAUCUGGGACUAUAUCGACUUGAAAAUAUUGCAUUAAUCCAUGAAUUGGUAUUUUCAGAGUUUCAGGUGUGGAGGCUUCUUACAAAUUUCUUUUUUCUGGGGAACUUCUCCAUGAAUUUUGGAAUCCGUCUCCUUAUGAUUGCUAGGUAUGGGGUUCAGCUGGAGCAGGGGCCGUUUCAAAGGCGGACAGCUGAUUUUCUCUGGAUGAUGAUCUUUGGAGCUAUUUCAUUGCUGGCAUUAUCAAUUGUUCCAAUUUUACGGGGUGCAUUUCUUGGCAUUUCACUGGUAUUCAUGCUUCUAUACAUCUGGAGUAGGGAGUUUCCUAACGCUCAAGUCAAUAUAUAUGGACUUGUUGCACUCAAGGCCUUUUAUCUACCGUGGGCAAUGCUUGCUCUGGAUGUUAUUUUUGGUUCCCCCCUUGUGCCAGACCUUAUGGGGAUCAUUGCUGGGCACUUAUACUACUUUUUAACUGUUCUGCAUCCUCUUGCCGGGGGAAGGAACAUAAUAUCAACUCCUAGAUUGGUGCAUAAACUUGUUGCUCGAGCCAGGCUUGAAUAUCCAACAAAUGCUCGUGUUCCGCAAGAGAGGACAACUGGUGUGGCGUUCACGGGGAGGAGUUAUCGGUUGAAUUCAUCCACUGGUCGAGGCUUUAGCUUGAGAAGAUUCUGGUCGUCUUGAACAACCCAUGGUACGAAGAACAAAUAUCUUAUGCCCUUUACAUACCAUGUGGCAGAAUGUGAUUGCUGGGGCGCUAAAUAGGAACAUGAAAAAGGGCAGAAAAUUUACCAUUCUGGUAUGGAAGUUACAAAUGCUAUUAUCAAUCGUUCAGAUGAUUUUAGAUGCUAUUUUAGGCUUUGUAUAGCAUGUUUUGAUCAGGAGGAGGGUUAGAUCUUAAACUAGUAGAAAUCUGAUUUGAUUCCGUUUUACAAACAUUUUUAAACAUUUUAUUUUUAUUUUUUAUGCUGUACAAAAUUUUCGGUGUUAUUAUUCAGUAAAAGAAAAAGGUCAUUUACCUAGUAAUAAA